CAAUCUACUAAAGAUUGCUUUUCCUGGCUCUACCUUAACACCGAUGGGAGAUAAGAAAAAAAAGCCCGAGCUCUCUAUCGCACUCACACUCCCACACAAAAAUAUCUAUUGAAAUCGUUAUGCAAUUCCAUUGACAAUUUUUCCACAGUUGAGGAAAAUCAGUUGGUGAUGUGCGAUGAAAAAACAUCUCAUUGUUGGCAUUUUUGUGUACCUGUGGUGUCUGUCUCUCGCGACUGAUGUUCAGUCUCGUGGAAACAUUCUCUGCCUCAUGGGUGUUCCCUCGCCCAGUCAUCACAUUUGGAAUCGAUCCCUCAUGCUGGAACUCUCAAAACGUGGCUACAAUUUGACGAUACUCACCGUGGAGAUUGAAGAAUCCCAGCCCAAUUUUCACUUCAUCACCAUGGAAGAUGUCUAUGAAAGGAUUCAAGCUGAGUGGAAUACAGGAAGUACAGGAAUUGAUCUUCAGAGAAAAAAUCCCUGGGCUCUUGUGGUUGAGUCAUACAAAUAUUAUCACUUUGUCUCUCAGAAAUUAGUUGAAACCAAGGGAUUUCAGACACUCCUGAACUAUCCUAAUAACUUCCGAUUCAGUGCAGUUAUUCAUGAUUUCACCCUUGGUCAAGUGCUCUUGGGAUUUUUGGAUAAAUUCGGAAAUCCUCCUUUAAUAUCUGUGACUCCCUUUGGAGCUCCUCCUCAUUCUUUCUCUGUGGCUAGGGACUCUCUUCUGGCCCUCUUUUCUCCUCAUUUUGCUACAGGAUUCCCUGGAGAAAUGGGUUUUGGUCAGAAGAUCACUAACUUUGCCACACAUUUCUGGGAUUUUAUCUACAGGGAAAUGGUAUUUUUACCUCAGGAAAAUAUCCUGGCCAGAAAAUUCUUCCCAGAUGUAAAUUUAAGAACUCUUGAACGUCACUCAAGCUUAGUUUUUGUGAAUAGGGAUCCCCUCAUUGAUGGAGGAAUUCCCUUAUCUGCCAAUGUUAUCAAUGUUGGAGGUCUCCAUGUCAAGAGAGAAGGAUGGCUGCCACCUGAAUUAGAGCAUGUCCUCAACUCUUCCCCUAAAUCAGUGAUUCUCUUCAGUUUGGGCAGCAAUAUGAGAAGUGAUUUACUAGGACAGAAAAUUCUAAGCAAAUUUGUUAAGGUUUUUAGGAAACUCAGCCAAUUCACCAUCAUCUGGAAGUUCGAGGGGAAGAGACCCUCCAACUGGCCAGGCAAUAUCUUAACAGUGGACUGGGUUGAUCAGAACAAAAUAUUAGAGCAUCCCAAUGUAGUGCUCUUGAUCACCCAUGGUGGACUUUUGAGUGUCCAGGAGGCUGCUUGGAAUGGAAUCCCCAUCCUCGGAAUGCCUUUAUUCAUGGAUCAGCAUUCAAACAUCGCAAGGUCUGUCUCACGAGAGAUCGCCCUUGAGAUUGAUGUGAAUUCCUUCACAGAAGACGAGCUUGAAUCAAAGAUCCUCAGUCUGAUGGAUAGAGGCAAGAUCGCCAGAAAUCUAUCCAAAAUGUGGAAAGAACAAGAGCCUCCCCUAACUAGGGCAGUUUCCUGGGUGGAAGCAAUUGCGGAAAAUGGAGAACUUCACCAUUUAAAAAACAGUAUCAGUUUCUUUGAUAUUUUAUUACCAAUAAUCCUUAUAAUUAUCUUAGGCAGUGUUCUCUUGAAUUUUUUGGUGAAAAUCGUAAAAAGUUGUGUAAAAAAGAAGAGUAGAAACCCCAAAGCCAAGUUGCAAUAAAUAAAAAGUUAGGGUUUGAAAAAA
This is a messenger RNA of Phlebotomus papatasi, 1741 nucleotides long. Its product is annotated as UDP-glucosyltransferase 2-like. NCBI's taxonomy places the organism in Eukaryota, Metazoa, Arthropoda, Insecta, Diptera, Psychodidae. Bases 176 to 1717 code for a protein of 513 amino acids. The record is from RefSeq and is a predicted model, not a curated record. Gene Ontology annotation, molecular function: UDP-glycosyltransferase activity. The transcript is spliced from 2 exons.